Saccharomyces paradoxus is the source of this 3741-nucleotide messenger RNA. RefSeq names its product Spo71p (gene SPO71). Gene Ontology annotation, biological process: ascospore-type prospore membrane formation; protein localization to prospore membrane. Gene Ontology annotation, cellular component: prospore membrane. The transcript has a single exon. The coding region runs from base 1 to 3741 and encodes 1246 amino acids. The record is from RefSeq and is a predicted model, not a curated record. Lineage: Eukaryota; Fungi; Ascomycota; Saccharomycetes; Saccharomycetales; Saccharomycetaceae.
AUGGAUUCUAUCGUCAACGUUAUUGAAGAUGAUGUUGAAUACGCACAGAGGGUGACUAGUUUCAGCUCACCACAAAAUACAAAUGUCAAGGUCUUCACUAUUCCUCGGCAUUCCUUCACGGCGUUUAGAUUGUCAUAUGUUUCACCUACAGAGCUUUCAGCAUGUUCGCAGGUUACUUUACUAGGUGGUAUUCCUAAACAAUGGUACACUGACCAAAAUAAUCAGGUUUGGAGACUUUUAACCAAAAUUUCACUUCGGAAAGUUAAGAAGCAAUCUGAUAUGCUAAGAAGGUAUGGCUAUGGAACAAUUUACAAAAAGCGUGUAGAGAAAAUCCCUACUGCAUCGUACUUGAGAAAGCACUUCACAUGGUCCUAUGAGGACAAUACAUCAAUCCACAACAGUCAUCAUCUUGAAGACUCAGAGGUACAAACAAAAAGAGCUAAGUCAAGCCCUAUGCAGAGAAGCGUAUAUAAAAUUAGUUUACCCAAAAGGUGUAGAAGCUCUUCCGAUCUAAAAUUCAUGCCACAAGAGCUUUUGGAAGAAAGAAAGUCAGGGCCUUCUGGAAACGAUAGUUUGCCUUUGGGCGAUACGGCGCAAGCUGUGGCGAUAAAGCCAGUUUUGCAUAAAAAAGAUGAAGAAAAGACGAAUAAAAGACAUGAACCGAUCUCUUCGAGUCUGAAACAAAGAACUGAACAGCAAGAAGAAAGUCCAUCUGGAGAAGAUUAUUCGCACUUCGAUCGAAUACCGAGCCGCUCGUCAACGAGGAGAGCUAGAGAAACAGAGUUUAAUUAUGAUAGAGAACCUUCUGAGGAUACUUUAAGAUAUUCUCCCGAUAGUAGUGUUGAAGCAACGAAUCGGACAAGUCCUGGGAGAAGUAGCAUACUAAGUGAAUCAGAACAAUUCGCUCAUUCAAAUGACCUAAGUGAUGGCUUUUCGACAUCUAAUACUAUCAAUAACUUGGGAUUAAAUGCAAAUGAAAAAAUCAUCCUUGAUGCGCUGCAAAGUAUGGAAAAGGAAAACCUUAUGGUUUGGAAAACAACUCGGAAAGAAGGGAGGUAUCUCGACGAAAGACGGAAGAUAGCAGAUGCCUUUCAAAAAAGGGAGAAGAGUUUACGUGUAGACAUUAGCAAGUUACAUUCGAGUCAUCUUCCAUUUUUUAAUAUCUUGCCUCCAUGGCCGACGGAAUUGACGGUGGAAGAGAAGAUCAUACACGAUAGGAUAGUCUCUAAGCAUUCCCAUCAUAUAAGAAAACAUGUUCACAAUGCUCGAAACAAAACAAGCUGUAAAAUCAAAGAUAGCGUUGGAACUUUCUUGGGUAUGACAAGUUCACUAACAAAUAAAGCAACAGUCAGAAAACGCACCGGUCAGAUCCUUAAAAAAGAAAAAAUGCUAGUGAUGGUCAAAGAGGCUAUACAAAAUAAAGUACCGCUUCCCAACUUCUCAGAAAAUGAGUGCUUUGAUACAAGGGUUAGUGAAAGGUGGAAGGAAUAUAUCGUUAUUGCAAGAUCCACAGGAAGGUUCGACCCCCCCAUUCUUUUGCAGUUUUACCGUCACCGCCACAUCCCAGAAAUUGAAGAUAUCAGCUCCAUAGCUACAAAGUAUCAUCGUAAUCCGUUGGAUUUUUUUCUUUCAAGAAAUUGUAUUGUAAAAUUUUACAGCUCUCUAGACAAAACUAUAUCCAUACAGAAACCUGAUAAGCGGUUAGAUGGAUUUAUAGACGAGAGCAUCGAAAACAAGGACGAAUUAAAGCGCUAUUCCCCUGUUAAAAUUUUUAUCUUAAGAUGCAGCAGCAUUCGCUCCUCUGGUAGAUGGUACAAAUUUUUACUAGAAUCUUUGGACCGACAAUUAUUUACACCUACCAUCAAUCUUAAAAUCCCACUAACUGAGAUAUCAAUAAAAAUCAACUUGAAUGAAAUUAUAUUCCAAAAGUUGAUAGAUUUAGGGAAGCAGGAAAAAGAUAGACUCAAAAUAUGCUUUCUUGAAAGAGGUUAUAAAAUUUUCCAACAUCCCAUUUUACGAUAUUUCACAAUUGCUAUUAUAGAGAAAUUAAAAUUGGCACACUACGACUAUCUGAUUAGGAAAUGGGACACAGAAAAUGCUGUACUAGGGUGCGCUUUAAAAAGAUAUGAUAGAUUAGAAUGGAUUCCAUGUGAUGAAGAUUCUCUAAUAACCGGAAUUUUCGCAUUUUGCCAAUCUCACCUAAUCCAGUACAGACCAAUCGCAAAUCGUGCAAGGGAAACAAAAUCCGUGAAGGGAGAUUGUUUGAAAGAAACACCACCGGUUGAAGGUUUUUUAAUAAGAUUGACGGACAAGUAUGGGUCUGUAAGAACACAUUUUGGUAAAUAUAGUAUUUCAACAGCUUACUUCUUCACGUGUGAAAAUUUGCUUUUUUCAAUGAAAGCAUAUAGAGCAAACCCUCCUUUACCUAUAGAUGCAAUGAUUGAUGACAGUAGCACAGAAAUGGAAAAAGAAGAAAUUUGGAAACAAUGGAAGAAAAUUCCAGAAGUUUACGAGCAACAACCGUAUACCUUAGACGCGGAUGAUCACAUCGAGUGGAUGAACUGUCAAACGACUCAAAGUGAAUAUGACUCCAGAGAUUUUUACGCUUUCCAUUGUUUUCAUAGAAGGAUCGAUCAAAUACUAAAAACGGACAAUGUGAUCGACCUAACUGAGGUGAAAGACAUAUACCAAGGAGCGAGGACUGAUUACGAGGCUGACAAAAUAAAGUAUGGAGUUUACAAAGAGGCUAGUGAAAUUUUUUGGCACAGGAGUUACGAGGUUGAUGAUGUUUCACAGUCGGUUAUAAACAUAGAAACGUCAAAUGGUCUCUUGUUGAAACUACUUGCUUCAUCGGUAACAGUUGCGGAACAGUGGGUCGUAAAACUGAAACAAAUGGCGUCUUAUUGGAAAAACAAACAAAGGGAAGAUACGGACAGAUUACUACACAUAAGGCGUUCCAACGCAGGCCUUUUGAUGUUAAAUGGAGAAGAGGAAACGAAAAUCGGUGAGAACACGUUACGCUGGAUCGUAGAACACGGACGCGCAGAUGAACAAACCUUUAAUGCUAACGGAAUAUCAUUAAGUAGGCCAUUGAUUCAAAAGGGACCUUUAUAUCAAAAACCACACAAGCACUCUGUUUUCUCGAAGUACUACGUCGUUUUGAUAUCCGGCUUUAUUGUUUUGUUCCACUGCUUUCAUAGAUCAACUACAGGUUUUGCUAAGGAAGUUUUGGAAUAUGCCCAUUAUAUAACUAUUCCAAUUGACGAUUGCUAUUUAUACUCGGGUACUACAACAGAACUAGACCUUUUGCAGAGAGAUCGUACUUUUGAUGAAAUAAAUUAUGGAUCUCACGCUCUUCCCCGAGUUUAUGAGGAUGGAUGGCGGUCUGUAGAAGACGAGAGUUCACGGUGCUUUACCCUUUGGUUUGGAACUAGGCGUGCCCUUUCUAGCAAUCGCUCACAAAAGAAAGGAAAUGAAAAGCAUUAUUCGCAAGCUUAUGGUGGACAACAAAAUUUUGUCGAUCCACCGUCUGCUUCGGGAGCUGAUUUGGAUACCGCUAAGGCUUCAAAUAACACAGACAAGAUACAUUUCACUAAAAAGUUAGGUGUAAGCGGCAAGUCAAUGGUUUUCAUGGCAAGGUCAAGGCAGGAAAGAGACCUUUGGGUAAUGUCUAUUUACUAUGAGCUUGAAAGACUAAGAAGAACGGCGUCCUCUUCAAAGUCACAGAAUCAGGCUACGUAA